AUGGCCGGCGGAUUGGUCUUCACGGGCAUGCCGCGGAGGAGAGAGGUACUCGGAACCGGAAUCAUUCGAUGGACAAAGGUUGUCAAUCCCGAUGGGUCGGUGACUUGGCAAGAGGAUCAACCCACGGAAUCUGUCAAUUCGAAGAAGGAGGAGAAGGGCACAAAAACCGAUAAGCAAACCCUCGAGAGGCCAAGCUGGAUUGACGUUAAGAAGGAGUCCAAUGUCCGAGUCAACAAGCGACUUGCUCAUGAGGUGGAGGAUUUGGAACAAAAGCAAGCGAAGGUAGAGGCACGACCUACACGCGCUUUCAGCUUCCGGACAGAGGAGAAGAAGACCGAGCGGGCAGAGAAGACCACCAACGUCGAGGAAGUCCGCUUCGAUGCUUCGGUCCGGGACGACAAGAAGAAGGGCUUUGUCGCUGGACUCGCCUCGAAACUUGACAGGACAGCGGAGGAAUCUGUGUGCCCGAAGAAGGAGACGAAGAAGGAGAAGGUCGAGACACAACCAGCACACCCAUUCAAUCCCCCACCAAAAGAGGAAGAGAACGCCAACGCUGAACCUCUCCGCUCCCACUGGUCGAAGCAGGAGGACGACAACAAGCAAGAGUCCGACGCCGAACUAGCCCAGCGCCUCGCCAACACCGAAAAGAUCUUCCGCCAACAAGAACAAAAGAUUCAAGCGGCGCUCGACAGGAUUCGCGAUUUGGAGAAACAACUUGCGUCGGGCUUUGCGAACAGUACCUCUACCGAGUCGGACGAGGUCCAAAGCAAGACGACAUGGGACAACGAGUCAAUCGCUGCCGGCGGGCGCGAAUCAGGGCCACACUUUAGACAAAGCAAGUCAUCAGACGACGAGCCAAUGUCUCGCAUUUCCGCAAAAGGUCCGCUCCCCUGCCUCUCUGAUCAUGAACCACACAAUUAUCGGGUUUUGACCGUCAACAGCAACAAGCCCGAAGUCUGCGCUGGAAGCUACCACGAACCCAAAGUCGGCAGCACAUGCGAGCUAGACGGCACCCGGACACCCAGUCCCAUAGCAGUCACCAUCAACAUCCCACCAGCACGCCAGAACCCGGAACCACACACAAAGCCGCAUCAUCAUCAUCUUCAACUUCCUCCCAUCCGGUCCCGGUCCCAGCCUCUGCCUCAGACCAAGGCCCGUUCCCCGCUCUGUAUCCAGCUUCAAAAAACAGCAGAGAAUCGAACGCCUACUCACCCCGAUCCCCGAGGAGCCAUCGUGCUCGCUAAAACGCAGACCGAGGGUGCCGAGGAUGAGGAGGUCGAGGUCGAGUAG
Neurospora tetraspora is the source of this 1290-nucleotide messenger RNA. RefSeq lists its product as uncharacterized. The transcript has 2 exons. The coding region runs from base 1 to 1290 and encodes 429 amino acids. The record is from RefSeq and is a predicted model, not a curated record. Lineage: Eukaryota; Fungi; Ascomycota; Sordariomycetes; Sordariales; Sordariaceae.